AUGUUUCUUUCUUUCUUUCCGUUUUCGAUAGCAUUCAUUUUUCCCGUUCUUCUCAAAUCUAAUUUUUUCUCUUUUCGUAACCUUCUUCUUUCUAUCUUUCGUUCGUUCUUUCUUUCUUUCUUUCUUUCUUUCUUUCUUUCUUUCUUUCUUUCGCUUACUUGCUUUCUUUUUCUAUCGAUUUUCAUUUUCAUUUCUUUUCUCAUCUUCUUUCUUUUCAUUUGUAUUUCUCAACUUUUGUUUUCUCUCUUUUUUUUUCAAUUUUAUAAUGUUUCUUUCUUUCUUUCUUUCUUUCUCUCCUUGUUUCUCCAUCAUUUUUCAUUUUCUUUUCUCAUCUUCUUUCUUUUAAUUUCUUUUUUUCAGCUUCUGAUUUCUCUCUUUUUUUUCAAUUUUAUAAUUUCUUUCUUUGUUUCUUUGUUUCUUUGUUUGUUUGUUUGUUUGUUUCUUUCUUUCUUUUGUUUCGUUCUUUCUUUCUACGAAUAUUUGUCCCGAUUCCGAUUUUAUGUCAAUAUUUAUUUUUGGUUCAAAACCUUUUAUUUUAACCGAUUGAUUUUUUUUCUUUCUGCACAAAAUAAUCAACAUCUGAUUCUAUCACGAAGGACAAAAAUCCCUUUUUCUUCUUUUCUCUUUUAUCUGUUUUUUUUUUGUUUUGUUGUUUUUGUUUUUUGUGUGUGUUUUGCCGUUCUUCUCGUCUUUUAA
Messenger RNA from Acanthosepion pharaonis, 696 nucleotides. Lineage: Eukaryota; Metazoa; Mollusca; Cephalopoda; Sepiida; Sepiidae. The record is from the annotation of a GenBank genome assembly.